Molecule: messenger RNA, 554 nt
Organism: Didymodactylos carnosus
Lineage: Eukaryota; Metazoa; Rotifera; Eurotatoria; Philodinida; Philodinidae
Source: the annotation of a GenBank genome assembly
AUAUGUCUAAAGUAGUAAUACAAUGUGAACUUGUACAUCUUUUUAUUUUGUUCGCAGAAUAUUUACACGAACCAUUACAACAAUUUAUAUCAACAUUACCGGUUAACGUUAAACUUUAUAGAAAUCAAGUACGUUUGGGACUUAUUAGUUCUCGUGUAAAAGCGGCUAAACUGGCUACGGGUGAAACGUUAAUGUUUUUGGAUUCUCACGUUGAAGUAUUAAAUGGUUGGCUUUUCUAUCUAUUAGAAGAAAUUCAAAAAGAUCGGAAAACAGUUAUAUGUCCAAUAAUUGAUGUAUUAACAUGGAAUUCGUUUGAAUUAUUGCAAGGUGCCACAGAUAUUUUUGGUACAUUUAGUUGGAAAAUGAUAUUUCGUUGGUCCAAAAUUACAAAUGAAAAUUAUGAUCAUAAUGAUCAUUCGAAACCAGUUCGUUCUCCAACAAUGGCUGGUGGUUUGUACGCAAUCGAUCGAUUAUAUUUUGAAGAAUUAGGUUAUUAUGAUGAAGGCAUCAAAAUUUGGGGCGGAGAAAAUCUAGAAAUGUCGUUUAAGGUUUAA